Molecule: messenger RNA, 2499 nt
Organism: Dracunculus medinensis (Guinea worm)
Lineage: Eukaryota; Metazoa; Nematoda; Chromadorea; Rhabditida; Dracunculidae
Source: the annotation of a GenBank genome assembly
GAGAUGCUCAAUGUCGGCAAUGCAAGUAUGCAUGAUCGAAUUUAUGACUUGGAGCGAAAAGUUGAAUCACAGGAGAAUGAAUUGGUUUGCUUUGCAUUUACCUAUAAAGCAUGUCUUCGAGCAUCCACUAAGGAUUUGCUGCAUAGGUUAACUCUUCUGGAACAAAAUUCUAAACUUCAAGUCCAUGAGCCGAAUUCAGUUCGUUUGACACGGAUGGCAGAGAUUCAAUCGAGAAUAAAGAACCGCUCAAAGAGGAAUAGCACAUUGAACGAUUCCAGUCGCAUUUUGUCUCAUUCCAUAUCCAAUCUCAAUUCCGCUCAUUCAGAUAUUUUGACAACUAAGAAUCGUUCUAUCUUGAAACCAUCUGCAGAAUUCGAAUCCCGAAAAUCAGCGAAACUUGAAGAGAAUACACCGAGUAGAUCAAAUAGUCGUAUUCAGCUAAAUUUAUCCAAUGGUAUGAUGUUCGGUGAGCGCUCUAGUUCAACUCCACUGCGAAAGUGGUUAAGUAAUAUUGAUAUGAAAAAAAAUUCCAGUUCCAAUUCGAUAUUCAGUCCAAUGCGAAGUAUAUUGUCUACAAAAUAUGGAAUGCGUGAUCCUAUAUAUCUACCAGAACAACGUCUUUUGCAAGUAUUUAUGAAAAAUAAGUCUAUAUUGCUAGCGGUACCGAGCCACAUCAGAUCGAUCGACCUUUUGCAUGAAACUGAAGAACCGCAGUUACAUCCAAAGUUGGAAUGGGUUCACGGAUAUAGAGGUAAGGAUUCACGAAAAAAUCUUCAUGAAUUGCCAACGGGCGAAAUAAUUUAUUUUACUGGUGCCAUUGUUGUUCUUCACAAUCCUGAUGAAGGCAUUCAACGAUUUUAUACGCAACAUACUAGUGAAAUCAAAUGUAUUGCAGUUCAUCCGAACAGAUUAUACAUCGCUACAGGUCAAACUUCGAGACAUACCUGUCAAAAAAAGAUUUUACGUGAACAUCGAAUGCCUAUAUGUUCCUCGGUUGAAUUGGAUUGCAUCUUGAAGUCUGACCAAACUCAGGCACACAUUCGUAUUUGGGAUUCAGUGACACUACAGACGAUUCGUACUAUCGGUACUGCAGACGAUGUUUUUCAGCGAGGGAUAUCAUGUGUAUCAUUCAGUCAUGUGGAUGAUUGUUCAUUGCUUGCUGCAAUUGAUGAGUCGUAUGACCAUGUUUUAAGCGUGUGGAACUGGGAACGAGGAAUAAAAGUGGCAGAAAUCAAAAGCGCUAAUGAUCAAGUUUUUGACUGCGAAUUUCAUCCGUUAUUAAAAGGAUAUCUCUUUUCAUUCGGUAAAAGUCACUUAAAUUUUUGGCAUUUCGAUGGAGUUAAUCUGUUUAAACACCCAGCAGUUUUCGAGUUUAAGGGUCGCGAUAAGCCUAAGCAUGUUCUUUCUUGCUGUUACACACAAAGUGGUCUUGUAGCUACCGGUGAUUCAAAUGGAACGAUAACAUUAUGGGAUCUAAAAAUGCGCAAAACUGUUAAACAAGUUACUAAGGUGCAUGAAGGUGGUGUUUGGGCACUAUGUCAGUUCUCCUCCACAUCUAUAAUAUCUGGUGGUAAAGAUCGAGUUAUAAACGAAUGGAACGAUAACGAUUUAAGCAGAAUCAACAAAUCAAUUAUGGUCGAUGAGAACGCAGGCACAAUCAGAACUUUAACACGCCUAUCGCGUGAUAGGAUUUUGGUUGGAACAUCGAAAAAUUCUAUAUUAUGUGGUGAUAUGAAAGCUGGAUUCAACUAUAUUCAUGUGGGACACUGGAAUGAACUGUGGACUCUUUCCGCUCACCCUGAUAAUUCUCAAUAUUUCACUGCCUCUAUUGAUGGGGUCAUAAGAUUUUGGGAUAUAUAUUCGAAAAUGAGUACCUCAUCAAUCGAAUUGGAGGAUGGUGUUACAUGUGCUGAUAUUAAUGUAGAUGGCCUCAUUUUUGCAGUUGGAACUGUAUCUGGCAUCUGGAAUGUCUAUCAGUGGAGCACUAAAGCGUUGGUUCAUUCCUGCAAAGAAUCAAGCCAGCCCAUAUCUUAUAUAAGAUUCUCUCCUAGUGGAACAAUGAUUGCCAUUGCAACUCGAGAACCUAAUUCAUAUGUCAGCGUGCUUGAUUGGUCGAAUGAUAGUAAAUUUAUUCGAACAAACAAUACUGAACUCGAAUCAAAAAUUCGUGUUGUUGACGAUGCCCACGAAAUAAACAACGAUGAAGCUCAUGACAUCCAGUGGUCAUCAUCUCGGUCGAUUAUUUCAUUCGAGACUGCUUGUUUGCUGCAACAAGUGCCGGGUAUUAUGGCAACUGAAAGAUCUCCAGACAAUAAUUAUAUUGCGAUCGCCAUCAAUAAUGGUGCAAUCAGGUUUUAUAGCAAUCCAGUAACCAGUAUUUUGGCUCGUUACAAGGAAAUUUUCGGGCACGGUGAAUUUGUUGCUAACAUCGCAUUUGUUGGAUCCAAAUUAAUAUCUAUUGGUGCCAAAGAUCAAGCAAUCUUCCAAUGGAAAUUAUAA